Molecule: messenger RNA, 3760 nt
Organism: Didymodactylos carnosus
Lineage: Eukaryota; Metazoa; Rotifera; Eurotatoria; Philodinida; Philodinidae
Source: the annotation of a GenBank genome assembly
GCAGCUAGAACAAAAAUUUUUUCACUGUUAAAUAGGGCAUUGUUUACACUAUAUAUACCGCUAUUCAAAACAGAAAAUUUCGUACCUACGAUUUUUUCAGAAAAUGCCGCCUAAAUGCCCACUGUGCACUUUUACUCUAGAUACAUACGCAGAAAAUCCACGACAUACCAAUCUUAUUACGUUUAAUUCUUACAAGUUUUCAGUUUAUGCUUUUACCCAUACUGUAUUACACGGCGGCUCAUUAAAAAUAAAUUUUAAAAUUAAGCUUCUAAGAGACAGGUGUCAAAAAUCAUAUUAAAGAACUUGAAUGCAUUCAAGUAUCCUGUAUCAGAAUACACUACUGAACAGUCAUCAGUAAUUCUUAUCUACAAACUUAUUUUCAGAACCUUGCAUAACGAGUUUAUGUGUUUACAGUUUUUUUCACUCCUAGGUGACCAUUUUCACAUUCGACAUAUCCUAUCAGAAACUUUUCCAUAUUCGCGUACUUUAAAUGAAACCUGUCGGAAGUGGCUUCUUUUUACUUCACAAUUAAAUUUUAUCGUUCAUCAUACUGCUCUUUCUCGUUCCAAUCAUAUCAUUGAGAAGAACGUUGAAAAACUGACCAAACUAAUUAUAUUCAUCGAAUUGGAAGAGUGUGAAGACAUCUCGGAAAAACUAUUUUAAUAUGUUUUAUACAAUAUGUUCAAAAUGACCCAAAAGUAGACUAAAAGAAAAUUUUUAUUCUAUACAAAGCCAUGAAAAGAACAUUUUCCUUUUUAGUGGCUACAUUGUGUUAUGGAUGUGUAGCGUCUACUUUGUACGGUAGAAAAAAAGGUGAAAAUCGGUAGAAUGAGAUGAGAUUAACUUUUUUUCACUUAUUAAUCAUUUUCCGUACUAUCUCUUUGAUAUUGAUAAGAAAGCUAGAGCCAUGACUUGAACCAAAGAAAAGGUUAACUUCAAAAUCAUCAAAAAAUAUUUGUAAUUACCUUUUUCUGCUAAUAUAGUCCACGUAACAGCGUAUAAAACUUGUUUUCAUUGAACCCUUUUCAAAUGCACAGUAUAUCAGCCAAAUUUGCAUUCUCUUUUCUCGUUACUGUUCUUAUACCCUAAUUACAUUUAAUAUUUGAGAUGCUGCUUCACUGUGAUCGCUCUAUGCUUACUCAAAAUGACGACUACGAACAAGGUAAAUAUGUUCUUUAUCAUCUCUCAUGUUUGUUCAGUUACGCAUCCCAUGUAGUGUCGAACUUUUGAAUAUCUAAACGAACAUCAUCAAUAAAAGGAUAGAAAGAAUACGAAAAAGAAUAAAAUAUAUUUUGCAUAAUGCAGUUUCUGAAAUAUUUUAACCUAUAUUUUAUAUGAUACGCAUUGCGCAGAGCCAGACUUUAGAAAUGUUUUGUUAGCUAUUUACAGAAAUCGUUUGACGUUAAAAUAUCUUUUUUCUCUAUAUUUAGGUGGAAAGUCGUAAAUCCGACUCUGUACUACACUUCGUCUAACGAGGUGACAUUUUGUCACGAGCCCGGCUCCCUCGAUUACUCUGUGCGCGGAAAAGAAUCUUGACUAAAUCUGAUGAUCAGAAGAAAAUUUGAUUGUUAGAUAUGUGCUGGAGUCGAUGUUUGUGUAUAUAUUUCAGGGUUAUAAGUUUAAUGAGACACAAAUCAACAACGAAUAUCUGCACGUGCUGAAUUGGUUGCUUCGUAUACUUAAUAACAUGCUUAAAAGUGUUUUAUCUAGUUCAUUCAGCUUUUAUGAGAGUAAUGCAAUUGGUCGUCUAUUAAAUCGAUUUAGUAAAGAUCAACAAGUUGUUGAUGAAUUCUCACCAUUGACAUUUUCGAAUAAAAUUCAAUUAGGAAACAAUGAGACAUCUAUUAUGAAAAAGACUGAAAUAGAACGGGAAAAGUACGAAAAGAAACAUGAACAUGUUAAUACGUGGAAAAUAGUCAUUAAAGCAUUCUGGAAAGAAGGUUUACUAGUUGUUCUAAUGUUCUUUCCAUUUGCUGGUAUAAAAGUAGUACAAUCAUUAUUUCUGAAAGAAGUGGUCCUUAAUAUUAGUGAUUCAAGUGCGUCUUCAUAUGCGAUUUAUUUAUAUGCCAUUGCAUUAAGCUUAGCAACAAUUUUAAAAGCAUUUCUUAAUCAACAAUUGUUUUUUCGUGCAUCACGAAUUGAAACUCAAUUACGAAAACAACAACAGAUCAAGCCCGUAUAUAUAUAUUAUCUAUGGGGAGCACCAUUAGAAACACUCGUUGUCUUCGGUUUCAUCUGGAAUAAUAUAGGUAUCUCAACACUUUUCGGCUAUGCCGUAUUGGUACUUUCGGUACCAAUACAAUUAGUUUUUAGUAAAAUAUUUACAACAUAUAGAAAAAAUACUGUACAGUGGACUGAUGAACGAAUAAAAGUAAUACACGAAAUUUUGGUUGGUUGUCAAAUUGUUAAAAUGUCUAGGUGGGAGGAAUCCUGGGAAAAUGUUGUUUGUGAUGCAAGAAAUAAUGAAUUUAAUAGUAUACUUAAAGCAAGUAGUCUUCGAGCGACUAAUAUGAUAGGUAAUAUAGUAAUGGAUAAAGCCUCAUUCACAUGGGAUUCUGCUAAUUCGCCUGCAUUAAUUGAAAUCGAUUUGAAUGUAAACACUGGUUCAUUAGUUGGUAUUAUGGGAACAAUCGGCUCGUGUAAAUCAUCUCUUUUGCAAGCUAUACUAGGUGAGAUGUCCCUUGUCCAAGGUAGUAGUAAAAUAUUUGGUACACUGGCAUAUGUAUCUCAAACAGCAUGGAUAUUUGCUGGCACAAUACGGGAAAACAUAUUGUUUGGAAAAUCAUUUGAUGAACAGAAAUAUAAAGCUGUAUUGAAAUCAUGUUGUUCAAUUGCUGAUUUACGUACGUUCCAAGCUGGCGAUUUAACAGUAAUAGAGGGAAAAGGGGUAAAUCUGAGUGGGGGACAAAAAACACGUGUCUCGUUAGUCAGAGCUUUAUAUACAGAAGCUGAUAUUUAUUUAUUUGAUGAUCCAUUAGCAACAGUUGAUCUAGUAGUUGCUAGAAAACUUUUUAAACGAUGCAUCAGUAAUGAGGGUAUGUUAAACGGUAAAACACGAUUGUUAGUUACGCAUCAAAUACAACUUUUACCAAAAACUGAUCAUUGUAUUUUAUUAGAUUAUGGUAAAAGUCAUACAAAUGGAAUUAAAAACAAUAGUGAGCGAAAUGAUAGUAAUGUGGACGAUGAUGAUGAUGUUCUUGAUUUACCUCAAACUAUUGAUAAAAAUAGUAUUAUUAAAGAUGAAGUAUCUGUGCACGGCACAAUAAGUGGUGAUGUUUGGGUGAAAGUAUUUAUUUCUGGUUAUGGCUGGAGUGGAUUAUUAUUAUUAGUUUUUUUAAUGUUAUUGGGUGAAGCUGCUAAUGAUACGACUAACGUAUGGUUAGGUUUAUGGUCAUCAAAACCAAAAACAGAGCAACGUGAAAGUUACUACGCAUAUACGUACUUAGGAUUAGCAAUUGGUAUCGCUUUAAUUCGAACUGAUUAUUUUUUUCAAUUAAUGUUACGUGGCGCAUAUUUAUUGCAUAAUAACAUGCUUAAAGGUGUUUUAUAUAGUUCAUUGAGAUUUUAUGAGAGUAAUCCAGUUGGUUGUAUAUUAAAUCGAUUUAGUAAAGAUCAACAAGUUGUUGAUGAAUUGUUACCACUAACAUUUUUUAAUACAAUUCAAUUAUUAAUGAUGGCAGUAGGUGGUGUUGCUAUUAUUGCUAUGACAAAUCCAUGGAUAACUCUAAUAUUAAUACCAAUUAUUCCAACACUUUUAUGA